Messenger RNA from Triticum aestivum (bread wheat), 853 nucleotides. RefSeq lists its product as uncharacterized. The coding region runs from base 1 to 594 and encodes 197 amino acids. The transcript has 5 exons. The record is from RefSeq and is a predicted model, not a curated record. Lineage: Eukaryota; Viridiplantae; Streptophyta; Magnoliopsida; Poales; Poaceae.
AUGGCGCCAUCGCCGGCGGCCUCUCCCCUUCAUCUACGGCGCCAUCGCCCGCGGCCUCUCCCCUUCAUCGACGGUGCCAUCUCGUCCGAGUACGAGCUGGAGGAGCACGUGUACGUCGGGGACGCAGCAAGGCCAGCACGCCAUCGGUCCCGUCUUCCCUGGUUCCUCGCCGAGCGCCACGAAGAGGAAGAGAGAAUGGUGAAGGAGAAGGGGAAUGAGAAGGGAAAGGGUGCUGGUAAGGAGAAUGGGAAGCCGAAGGGUGCUGGUAAGGAGAAUGGGAAGGCAAAGGCAAAGGAAAAGAGCUUGAAUUACCUAAUUAGGCAAGAUUCGGCGCUGCCUCCUCUAGUUCCGAGGAAGAAGAGCAAACCUAAGGUGCAGAUUAAGAAGGCGAAAGACUUUCCCAAUGCCCCAAUGGGAGAGUUAAUUUAUGACUACAGGAGUUCGUUAAAACCGGUUAUGGUGGAGGCAUUAGUUUGUGGUGCAAGUUAUAUAAAGGGUGCUCACGUUGACUUGAAUCUGGUGCCGAGGGAUGAGAAUGAAGAGGAUGAUGUUGAAACCAUCAAGUUACCCAUCGUGGAGGAGAUCAACGAUUGACACUCAUCAUGUGGAUGUUGAUCUUGAUCUUGCUAUUUUGGAGACGAAUGUCAAAGUGAUCUUUCUCAUGGGAAGGCUACUUUUGCAUUUGGGUUAUGUUCGAACUUGUCAAGUCAUGAACUGUGAAAUGUCACAACUAGCUUGGAGAUGAACCUCUCAUUUGUGUUAUGUUCAACUUGCCAAUUGACAUGGACUUGAAAUUGUCAUUGCAAGUUUGUAAUCGUGUCGUUCAAUGAUGAUAAGACAUUAUGUUUGUGGA